AUGGAAAAUGGUUCUCCUUUAACAAUCAGUGCUAUUUUUGAUAUAUAUAAAGAAGUUGUUAAUUUACAUGGUCGACAGUAUUCUUCAGUAUUAGCAACAUUGAUUGAUUUUUAUAAGAAAGCAAAAGCAAGAUAUUUCACAAAACAACAUUUUCUUGAUAUUGUAUACAAAAUAUUGGUAUUACAAAGUUCAGAUCUUGAAUUGAAUGAAUUAAUUGAAAAUAUCUUUGAUGGUUUAGAAGUAUGA
This is a messenger RNA of Dentiscutata erythropus, 246 nucleotides long. The record is from the annotation of a GenBank genome assembly. NCBI's taxonomy places the organism in Eukaryota, Fungi, Glomeromycota, Glomeromycetes, Diversisporales, Gigasporaceae.